Molecule: messenger RNA, 1302 nt
Organism: Microthlaspi erraticum
Lineage: Eukaryota; Viridiplantae; Streptophyta; Magnoliopsida; Brassicales; Brassicaceae
Source: the annotation of a GenBank genome assembly
AUGUGGGGAGUCGCAUCAGAGCCAGCAGAUUCUUACUACCAAGCUCGUCCUGAGUGCACCGAUGUGCCCAAGACCAGAUUCAAAAUAAAGCCUGGUAAAACUCUAAGUGUAAGAAAAUGGCAGGCUGCGUUUGUCCAAGAAGGGUCUCUCGACAUUGGCAAGACUCUAAGACGAAUCCGUAGAGGGGGAAUCCAUCCAUCAAUAAGAGGCGAAGUCUGGGAAUUCCUACUAGGCUGUUAUGAUCCCAUGAGUACAUUUGAAGAAAGAGAGCAAAUUCGACAACGCAGAAGAUUGCAGUAUGCUUCAUGGAAGGAAGAGUGUAAAAAAAUGUUUCCUGUGAUUGGAAGUGGAAGAUUCAUGACCGCUCCUGUAAUCACUGAUAAUGGUCAACCCAACUAUGAUCCUCUUGUUCUUCAGGAAAUAAAUUUAGGUACAAACUCAAAUGGUACAGAUUUCUUUAAAGAGCUAACAAGUCGUGGACCUCUUGAUAAGAAAGUUGUUGAAUGGCUGCUCUCACUUCACCAGAUAGGUCUUGAUGUGAACCGUACAGACAGGACUUUGGUAUUUUACGAGAAAAAGGAGAACUUGUCGAAGCUUUGGGAUAUUCUGUCUGUCUACGCCUGGAUAGACAAAGAUGUCGGUUAUUGCCAAGGAAUGAGUGAGCUUUGUUCACCAAUGAUUAUUCUUCUUGAAGACGAAGCUGAUUCCUUUUGGUGUUUUGAGCGGCUUAUGCGUCGACUGCGAGGAAAUUUCCGGAGCACAGGGAGAUCUGUUGGAGUUGAAGCUCAACUUACUCAUUUGUCUUCAAUCACUCAGAUAAUUGACCCAAAACUUCACCAACAUCUAGAUAGUGUAGGCGGAGGUGAUUAUCUCUUUGCCAUUCGAAUGCUUAUGGUUCAGUUUCGAAGAGAAUUCUCAUUCUGUGACUCUUUAUACCUUUGGGAGAUGAUGUGGGCCCUAGAGUACGACCCUGAGCUCUUUUAUGUAUACGAAGCGCAUCAAUGUGGGAGUGAGAAAACCGAAGGUUUCAAAGGUAAACCAAAGUCAAUUCGCCAAUGCGGAAAGUAUGAGAGGCAAAACAUGAGGAAUGGAGGACAAAGCACGGGAGGUCCUUUGCCUAUAUCGGUCUUCCUAGUGGCUAGUGUCUUGAAGGACAAGAGUUCUAAGCUAUUGACUGAAGCUCGUGGACUCGAUGACGUUGUUAAGAUACUUAACGACAUGACUGGAAACUUGGAUGCCAAGAAAACAUGUUCUGGAGCCAUAAAAAUUCACAGGAAAUAUCUAAGAAAGGCUAAGAAAUAG